UGAGCACCCAUCGAGUCCAUGAAAGAUUUUGUCUCUCUGGGCAAAAACCUCGCAAGGCUGUCCACGACUCCCUUGGAAUCUCAUCUCGCUCAACCAAGUGCCUUUUCACUGUAACAAAUCGUCUCAAAUAACGUAAAACUUUGGUGAAACUGCUUUUCCACAAUGGAUCUCUACAGGUGCCCGGCAUAUGCUUCCUUCUUCGGCGCCCUAGGAUGCGCCUGCGCAAUCGUCUUCACCGUCAUGGGCGCGUCAUACGGUACGGCCAAGUCGGCCGGCGCCAUCUUCUCAUGCGGCGUGAUGCGCCCGGAACGCAUGAUGCAGAACACGCUGUGCGCCAUCAUGGCCCAGAUCCUGUCCAUCUACGGCCUUGUCGCCUCCGUCAUCAUCACCAACAACCUAGAUGAAAAGAUCGCCCUGCACACGGGCUUCAUGAUGCUCGGAGCUGGCCUGUCCGUGGGUCUCUGCGGCCUCGCUUCGGGCUUUGCUAUCGGUGUCGUGGGGGAUGCUGGAGUCCGAGCGAGCAAUUUACAGCCACGCCUGUAUGUCGGUAUGGUGCUGAUUCUAAUCUUUGCCGAGGUGUUGGGCCUUUACGGUGUCAUUGUAUCUAUCCUGAUGCUCACAAAGGCCAGCGGUGGUGAUGUUACAGUAUGUUCAGUAUAGCAGUAGCCGCUGCAGGUAUCACAAGGCCUGAUCGAUCGGCCUGAAAGGUAUUCAGGGUUGUGGCGUUGUAAUACCUGGCGUUCAUGUCAUGAGAACGAAAAUUUCUUUUGAUGACUACUUCAAAUAUUGAUCAUCGUAUAUUUGGGGGGUAUCUACCACUGGCGCAAUCAAGGCAAGACAAGCAUCCCUUGAAGUGGGUGCAGAUCGCCCGCAUGUAAAUCAGGAUAUAAUUUUACUUCGUCUAGCGUUCAAGCUCAGAUAAAUGAGCCGUUACCAAUACUAUAAUGCCCAUUCGGAC
This is a messenger RNA of Pyricularia oryzae 70-15, 958 nucleotides long. RefSeq names its product vacuolar ATP synthase proteolipid subunit. The transcript is spliced from 4 exons. Gene Ontology annotation, molecular function: proton-transporting ATPase activity, rotational mechanism. Gene Ontology annotation, biological process: proton transmembrane transport. Bases 163 to 660 code for a protein of 165 amino acids. The record is from RefSeq and is a predicted model, not a curated record. Gene Ontology annotation, cellular component: proton-transporting V-type ATPase, V0 domain. Lineage: Eukaryota; Fungi; Ascomycota; Sordariomycetes; Magnaporthales; Pyriculariaceae.